AUGCUUGGUAGAGGUGUGGUGUUGGUUGCUUCCCUGGUGGCGGUGUCCGUGGCAUCCCCAGUUUACGGACCUCUCUCCUAUGGACCAGCACUCUCGUACGGCUACGCCGCCAAAGCCAUCCAGCCGUUGCACACGGUAGCAGCCGCACCGGUCCUACAUGCACCUGCCGUCGUCGCUGCUGCCCCAAUUCUGAAGCACGUCGAGGCCUAUGAUCCCAACCCUCAUUACAGCUUUAGCUACGGAGUAUCCGAUCCUCAUACCGGUGACUCGAAGCACGCGGAAGAAACGCUUGCCAACGGUGUCGUCCACGGUAGCUACUCGCUCACGGAACCAGACGGUACCAUUCGCAAGGUGACGUACACGGCCGACAAGAUCCACGGGUUCAAUGCCGUUGUGGAGAAGAGUGGCCAUGCUGUCCACGCGACGCCCGUUCUGAAGAAGGUUGUCGCGGCCGCCCCACUGGUGCACGCUGCUUUGCCGUACUACCACCACUGA
Molecule: messenger RNA, 495 nt
Organism: Anopheles nili
Lineage: Eukaryota; Metazoa; Arthropoda; Insecta; Diptera; Culicidae
Product: larval cuticle protein A2B-like
Exons: 2
Coding region: 1-495 (164 amino acids)
Cellular component (GO): extracellular matrix
Source: RefSeq, a predicted model, not a curated record